GCGGUCCGAAAGUGUUACGGUUCAUUAGUACAUAUUUAAACCACAUCUAUAAAGCGCUAGUAGUAGGUAGGGCUAUUAUUGUAUUAAUAUUAUUUAGAUUUAUACAGGCAUCUAUAAUAGUAAUAUAAUAAGUAUAAUAAUUUAUGUUCAAUUUUUUUAUUUAAUGCCUCGAAGUUUUGUACUGUAAUAUUGUAGUAUAUAACGAGUGUAACAGUUAAAUAAUGCCUCGUACGUGUUGUGUGGUUGGGUGUCAAACUGGGUAUAAAUCCAACGAUGAAAAAGUGUCAACUUUUUCGUUCCCAAAAAAUGAAGAGAUGCAGAAUAAAUGGAUCAAAGCAAUACCAAGGAAGGAUUUUAUCGUAUCUAAAAAUGCAGCUAUUUGUGCUAAGCAUUUUACUGCUGAUCAAAUUAUCACGAAAUGGACAUCAGGAGUAGGUGAACAAAAAGUUGUUAUAAACUUGAAGAUUCCAAAACUGCAAAAAAAUGCAAUACCAUGCUUGUUUCCUGGACCAAAAUAUUUGUCUAAUCCACAGAAAAAAAGGAAAUCCCCCACAAAAAGAGUUUCUUUGGGUAGUAAUUGUAGGAAUUCUAAAAGCAUAAAACUAACCGAAGUAAUUUUGAACUAUUACAUUAAAUAUUUUUACUUAUACAAUAUAUUUUAUAUAGGUACUCACGGAUGAAAAUUAUUUUA
Acyrthosiphon pisum (pea aphid) is the source of this 691-nucleotide messenger RNA. RefSeq names its product THAP domain-containing protein 1-like. NCBI's taxonomy places the organism in Eukaryota, Metazoa, Arthropoda, Insecta, Hemiptera, Aphididae. The record is from RefSeq and is a predicted model, not a curated record. The transcript is spliced from 2 exons. Bases 222 to 680 code for a protein of 152 amino acids.